This is a messenger RNA of Rotaria sp. Silwood2, 660 nucleotides long. The record is from the annotation of a GenBank genome assembly. NCBI's taxonomy places the organism in Eukaryota, Metazoa, Rotifera, Eurotatoria, Philodinida, Philodinidae.
AUGUUAAUAGAAAGUGCGCGUCCAACUCGAACUGCUCAUGUUACCAAAACUACACCUGCACCUCCUCUUGCUAUCGGCAACCCUGGUCCACUUGGUCUUGGUGCUUUUGCUCUCACAACUUUCAUGCUUUCAGUAUUCAACGCUGGUUCCAACUUGAUCGACAGUCGUGUUGAAGCUGUAGUACUACCCGUUGCUUUAUUCUAUGGUGGCAUAGCUCAAUUCGCAGCUGGAAUGUGGGAAUAUCGUGUCAACAAUACAUUUGGUGCUACAGCAUUUACUAGUUAUGGUAGUUUCUGGAUGUCCUUUGCUGCCUAUGUUUACUUCAUUGUUCCUCAACUGGCAAGUACUGGUAAAGCACAUCAAGCAACAGGACUUUUUCUUCUUGCAUGGCUUAUUUUCACUUUUUAUAUGUGUAUUGCCUCUUUUCGUGUUUCACUACAAUUAUUCUUUCUAUUUGCUAUUCUUGUUGUAACAUUCAUACUUCUCAUUGUUGGAGCUCUUGCUGAAAAAAAAAUAGUAACAAAUGUUGGUGGUUGGUUUGGAAUAGUGACAGCAUUCGUUGCUUGGUAUGGUUCAGCAGCUGUCAUGAUCAAUACAACAUUUGGCCGCAAUAUAUUGCCUCUUGGAGUACGCACAGCUAAAGCGAAACAUUCGGAUUAA